Molecule: messenger RNA, 1686 nt
Organism: Phaeoacremonium minimum UCRPA7
Lineage: Eukaryota; Fungi; Ascomycota; Sordariomycetes; Togniniales; Togniniaceae
Exons: 3
Coding region: 1-1686 (561 amino acids)
Source: RefSeq, a predicted model, not a curated record
AUGCCGCAACUCCCAUACCCAACGAGUCGGGACGUCAUCAUCGGUGGUUCCGACGACGAGGACGAUGACGGCUCGGACGAUGACUCCCUGCCCGACAUCUUCGCCGUGCACAAGCGCCCGUCUCCGGUGCCGACUCCCCGGAGGGAGAACCCAUGCGUGACCCCCAAGGCCAAGAGGACGGCCAUGGAGUUCCACUCCUCGCCCUUGACCAUCAUGCCAAAGCACAAGUAUGACAUGAAAGCACUCAUCAGCCAUGCACGGAAGGACGACGCUGCUGAGGCUAGUGCCCAGAGACUCACCGCCCUGAGGGACAGGGACAGGGAGGAGGAAGAGUCAAAGGAUAUUGCCGCGGCUCUGAGGGACCAUAUUCUCGAGUCCCACGACGGCAAUGAUGAAGAGGGGGCUCGGAGCAAGAUGAAGCUGGUCAGAGCUCUGGAAAGAGCAGAGGUUGCGAACGCGGAGAAACGCUUCUACUUCUUCGAUCUCAAGGAGUCGGACUCUUCCGCGGUGAGCCGGACGCCGUUCCCGAAGACAGCUGCGAAGGGAGUGUGGUCAUUCUUGCGAGAUCCGAAAGAGAGGCAGUCAAAUUUCAUUGUUGGACAACCACAUGUGAUCCAGUCCCGAAAGCAGAACCUGCCAGAUGAGAUCUUCCUCUGGAUUCUAGAUGAGCUCGCCUCCGAGAGAUCAAAUCAGCUGCAAGAUGCGUAUGUGAACUUGCUCGGUCAAUGCCCUCAGCAGGUCCAUCGUCUUCUUGGCCAAGAACGCUUGAUUUCCCUGUUCUCGAACCUCGGAGCAACACAGGAUAUCAAGGACCUAUCAUCACCAAUCAACUUCAUCGAAGAGGCUAGCCAGCCCUACGCUGGGCGAGACUGGUCCUGCCUUCGUGCUACAUUGGCAUUCAUUACCAGAGCGGCAGCUGACCUUGAUGCAAACUCCCUUACAGUAGCAAUGAAGAUUCUUUUGCGGCUGGCCAUGGACACUUCUCUCAUGGAUGGCAACUACAUUCGCACAGCGUAUCAAUUAGCGGUACAGGCGUUAAUACCAAAUGUUGCCGGGAGUGCUUGGGACAAGUUUUGCGAAGAAGCAUGCACGUCUCUUCACAAUGCUGUGCAAGAUCCGAGCAUGCUAUACUUGCCGUUGGCCUACAUGGAUCCCAGCGUACCCAGGGUCCAUGAGCUGAGGAAGCGAAUGGCCACCGCUUACUUCUUUGACGACCUCACCCGAGUAAAUCUACAGCCAGGCGCCUUCAGCAUUCGGGCAGUAAUCGAUAGGCUCAGGGCGGACGAGUUCAUUGUUGAUGCCCAAACGAAAUACCACGAACUACACGCAUUAAUUAAGCUGCUUGACUGGGCCGUAGAUGACGGCUCAAGGUGGUCGUAUGACACGCCGGCAUCACAGGCGCAAUUCGACGCUGAAAUCGACGAGCUGUCAAAGAUCUUCAAGAUCAUGCUGAGCCGGAUGAACCCUAAUGAUAAGGGCAUUCACACACUGAGGAUAGAUACCAAAACCACGAUCGAAUGGGUCCUCGACCGGCUCGUCCAUUCGAUACGCACGAAACCACGGCCGAAGGUUAGUAUACUAGACGCGUCAGACAAGGAGGACCCCUUCCUGCCGAAGCAGCAGGAAUACAUGAAGAAGUUCCUUCUACCCAAAAAGGAGAAGAAGGUAGCCGAGGUCGGCAGUUAG